AUGGAUAUUGCUGCCUUAUUUGUGGACAUCUUCAACCCUCUCCCAGCAUAUCCGAGUAGGCAGAGAGCGGUGCGUAUGCCCCAUGCUCCAAAAAGGCCGUGCCCAUUGAAUCGCGACGAAAAGAUCCUAGCAGUGCGUAAUGCCCUACGGUACAUUCCAAAGCAGCAUCACGGUGUUUUGGCAAAAGAGUUUGCAGAAGAAUUGGAGGAGUGCGGGCACAUUUAUGCCUACAGAUUCAUGCCAAACUUCCACUUAAAGGCAGAAGAUCAGCUGCCAUUUUCUUUAGUCCACGUUCACCCUCCCCCUUCCCUCCCUCCCGAUCGACGGCGGCCGUCGGCGCUGAUGGAAGGAAAGUUGGACGAGUUGGGCUGUGUCGGUGUCGGGUAUGUGAAUCAGAUGUGGUAG
Molecule: messenger RNA, 405 nt
Organism: Ostertagia ostertagi
Lineage: Eukaryota; Metazoa; Nematoda; Chromadorea; Rhabditida; Trichostrongylidae
Source: the annotation of a GenBank genome assembly